CUGACCUUCCAUGUAUCAAUUUUACUUCGUUCAUCUUAUCUAUUUAUUUUACUUUUGCUUAGCGAUAUUUGUCCAGGCUGUUUAAACAUAGUCGGGGUCAACUGUAGAAGAUACAUGUUUAUGUAAAUAGUGAGUGAAAGGGAAUAUAUUAAAAAUGUCUGAACAGCAGGAUACUAAAUGGAAAGCGGAGUUUAAGAAAGAUGUCGUGUAUUUACACGUGAUUCCCAGAUCACGUGCACGUGCUGUGGUUAAUAUAUCUCCAUACGCCAUUAAACUUGAGUUAUGGCUGAGAAUAAACAAUAUACCAUUUGAGACGAUUGAUUGUCAAGCAUUUUCCAAAAAAGGUCAAAGUCCUUUUAUAAUGUUUAAUAAGGAAGAAAUACCUGACAGUAAUUUUAUCAUCGAGUUCCUCAGUGAAUAUUUCAGCGUAAAUCCAUUUCCAGGUUUAAACGCCACAGAGAAAGCAGUCGCACGUGCAUUCAUAAAAAUGGUCGAGGAAAAUACGUCAUGGCCAAUUUUCAUCUAUCGUUAUGUAGAGAACAUAGACGAAUACUCGGAAUACUUCUCACCAGAUCAGCCAGUCGAAGUUAGAAAACAAAUUCUAGGAAAACUACAAGAAUGGGUAGGUAAACGUGCACAUGGUCACGGUAUAGGGCGUCAUUCUAGUGAAGAGGUUCAGAAAGUAGGCUGUGACGACAUUCAGGCCAUUUCGGAUUUCCUCGGACAGAAAAAAUUUAUGAUGGGUGAUAACCCAACAGUGGUGGACUGUUCUGUGUUUGGUGUUCUAUCACAAGUUGUUUAUGUUCCUAUGGGAUAUCCUAUGAGGAAAUAUAUCAUGGAAAAAUGUCCAAAUAUUUUACAGUUAUUUGACAGAUUGAAGAAUACUUAUUGGACGAAUUGGGACGAAGAGUGUAAAAUGUAAAACAGAGCAAGGUUUAACCUAGAAUAAAUUGUGAUCAAAAGA
This is a messenger RNA of Ruditapes philippinarum (Manila clam), 964 nucleotides long. RefSeq names its product failed axon connections-like. The transcript is spliced from 6 exons. Gene Ontology annotation, cellular component: cytoplasm. Bases 155 to 922 code for a protein of 255 amino acids. The record is from RefSeq and is a predicted model, not a curated record. NCBI's taxonomy places the organism in Eukaryota, Metazoa, Mollusca, Bivalvia, Venerida, Veneridae.